This is a messenger RNA of Osmerus eperlanus (European smelt), 5230 nucleotides long. It is a transcript of the gene adcy8, whose product is annotated as adenylate cyclase 8 (brain). Gene Ontology annotation, biological process: intracellular signal transduction; cAMP biosynthetic process; adenylate cyclase-activating G protein-coupled receptor signaling pathway. Gene Ontology annotation, molecular function: adenylate cyclase activity. Lineage: Eukaryota; Metazoa; Chordata; Actinopteri; Osmeriformes; Osmeridae. Gene Ontology annotation, cellular component: plasma membrane. The record is from RefSeq and is a predicted model, not a curated record. The transcript is spliced from 18 exons. Bases 1162 to 4842 code for a protein of 1226 amino acids.
CCUACCUCCACUGACCAGCACUGCGUUCGGCAAAUCUAUUCCAUACUCAGCGCGAGCAGGCUCAACACUAAAUCAAGAACAGGAGGAAGAUAGACGAGACGACAAAACGGGACUUUAGACUUUACAGUGGCUAAAGCCCAAUUUGGAAAACGUAACGGCUACCAUAGCCAAUAGUCAGUGUUCGUUGUGAGAUGAAUUAAUAACUGUUGAUUUUAAAUUGGACACACCAAAGAACUACACUCAGGUGGACCGAAGGUGACCGUUAUCGCUGUGGGUGUCCAUGUCCUGUUUGGGUGUAGUGUCUCUAGUUCUCCCGCCAACCGACGCCUCCACCAGGUGUUGCAUCAAUCCACCAACCCGAGGAUGAGGAGGGGGCGCGUCGCGCUGAUGGCUUCGAGCUCUCGACAUUGAUCCAUUCUCCUCACAGCCGUUCAAUGGGAUGUCAAAACGCAACGAAUGGAACUCAUCCGGUCAAAUUCUUCCUCUCAACCAGGGGGAAGACUCAACCAGAAAGACUAAUCUAUUGGGGUCGAAAUUCACAUUUGAGGGGUAACGAAGGAACAUUACUUAUAGGCUACGAUAUGACCAACCUUUGAAAUGUUUGUUUUUCUCGAUCGAUGGAACGUCGUUAAAUGAAUGGCAAGACAAGGAGGACCUGCUGCGUUAGCAACGCAUGACACAAACAUAGCUGAAAUUCACCAUCAUUCACAUUCAUUGUCUUGUUGAAUGCAAAAAUGAAUACUUGGAUGUGUUAAAAUUCGUAUAUCUUUGAACCUGUGUGUCUUACAGGAACACAUUUCCAGUAUGCACUGACAACUGCACCGUUGUAGGCGGACGGUGGGCACAUGGUGGCAGUGGCUGUAGUUUUUUAAGACAUCAAGCCUCAUGAUUUACGGGGAUGCAAUUGAACUGUCACGGCAGUGGGAGUGAACAUCACAAAUCUGCAAUGAUCUUUAGACGGUUGGUAUUCGUGAAUUUAUGCGCGUUUGUGUGCGUUAUAAUGACCGACAGCUGCACUUUUUCAACUCAGCUCGACACACCCCGAGAGAGCCAUGGCAGCUCGAUUCGAUGUGCACAUAACGUAUUCACAGAAUCGCUGAGCACGUUUGGCUAACUAUCAAACACAGGUAAAUCACCAACAGAGCUAAAAACAAACAAACAAUGGAAUUGUCGGAAGUUCGAUGCUCCAGUGCAAGCGAAGAAUUGUACACCAUAAACAAAACCCCAACCAGUAACAGCAGCACGAGACCCAAACGGUUGCUGUGGCAGAACGCGGUUCGACACAUCACCGAGCAGCGGUUUAUCCACGAGCAAAGCGAAGCAAAAGGCAUCACCCAAGACGAAUCCUAUGACCAGAGCAUUAGGAAGCAAUCAGCGGGUAAGACAUCGGUUGGAGACAGACACAACAACGGGGGAACCAAAGUCUUCCCCGAGCGCGCGAGCAGCGACCUGGGUUUUCUCCAAAUCGAUUGCGCCCCGAGCAACUCGGACUUUUUCCUUAAUUGGGGCUACACAUACAGAGGCGUUAUAUUUCCCACUCUUCGGAAUUCGUUCAAAUCUAGAGAUCUUGAGCGUUUAUACCAACGUUACUUUUUGGGGCAAAGGCGCAAGUCUGUGGUUGUGAUGAACAUUUUGGACGUGGUGACCAAACUGACUUUGCUGGUUUUACACUUAACUUUAGCCUCUUUGCCAAUGGACCCCAUCAAAGGGAUGCUUUUGGGCUUUUUCACCGGCAUCGAAGUGGUCAUUUGUGCCUUAGUAGUGGUUCGGAAAGACACGACUUCCCACAGCUAUCUGCAAUAUAGCGGCGUGGUGACGUGGGUGGCCAUGGCCACGCAGAUUUUGGCAGCUGGAUUGGGCUAUGGACUACUGGGCGACGGAGUCGGAUACGUGCUUUUCACUCUCUUCGCCACUUACAGUAUGCUUCCCUUGCCUCUAACUUGGGCUAUUCUGGCUGGGUUGGCCACCUCGGCUCUCCAUAUUGUAGUGCAACUAGUCAUCUCCCCAAACGCACAGAUCUCCACAAAUCAGGUGGUGGCGCAGGCGGUGUUGUUUAUGUGUAUGAACACCGCCGGAAUAUUCAUAAGCUACCUGUCUGACCGUGCCCAGCGCCAGGCCUUCCUGGAGACCAGGAGGUGCAUAGAAGCCAGACUCCGGCUGGAGACGGAGAACCAGAGACAGGAAAGACUGGUCUUAUCUGUUCUACCCCGGUUUGUGGUACUGGAGAUGAUCAAUGACAUGACCAAUGUGGAGGACGAACACCUCCAACAUCAGUUUCACAGAAUCUAUAUCCACCGAUAUGAGAAUGUCAGCAUUCUUUUCGCAGACGUUAAAGGCUUCACAAACCUUUCCACCACGUUGUCGGCACAGGAACUGGUGCGGAUGUUGAACGAGCUCUUUGCACGUUUUGACCGCCUGGCUCAUGAGAACCACUGUCUCAGGAUAAAGAUCUUGGGGGACUGCUACUAUUGCGUCUCGGGUCUUCCUGAGCCCAGACAGGACCACGCUCACUGCUGUGUGGAGAUGGGCCUCAGCAUGAUCAAGACCAUCAGAUACGUGCGGUCUCGUACGAAGCACGACAUCGACAUGCGUAUCGGGAUCCACUCGGGCUCCGUGCUGUGUGGGGUGCUGGGGCUGAGGAAGUGGCAGUUCGACGUGUGGUCCUGGGACGUGGACAUCGCCAACAAGCUGGAGUCAGGAGGCAUCCCUGGGCGGAUCCACAUCUCCAAGGCCUCCCUGGACUGUCUGAACGGUGCCUACGAAGUGGAGGAGGGCCACGGGAAGGACCGCAACGACUUCCUGCGCCGGCACAACAUCGAGACGUACCUGAUCAAACAGCCGGAGGAGUCUCUUCUCUCGCUGCCCGAGGACAUCAUGAAGGAGGCGGUCAGCUCGGGCGAUCGCCAUGCCAGCAGCGCCACCUUCAACGAAGGCUCCUGGAGCCCCGAGCUCCCCUUCGACAACAUUGUGGGCAAACAGAACACUCUGGCUGUCCUAACGAGAAAUUCAAUAAAUCUGCUUCCAAACCAUCUCGCACAAGCUUUGCAUGUCUACUCUGGUCCUGAGGAAAUUAACAAGCGAAUAGAGAGUGACAUCGACUUACGGAGUGGCGAUAAAUUGAGAAGAGAGCAUAUCAAGCCUUUCUCUCUGACGUUUAAAGACUCCAGCCUGGACGAAAAGUACUCGCAGAUGAGGGACGAGGUGUUCAAGUCAAACCUGGUGUGCGCCUUCAUCGUCCUCAUCUUCAUCACGAUCAUCCAGGGGCUUCUUCCCUCCGCCAGGAUGGUGACCAUGGUGAUCCAGUUCUCUGUGCUCAUCGUGCUGCACAGCUGCCUUGUCCUGGUCACUACAGCGGAGGACUACAAGUGUCUGCCUUUAGUCCUGCGUAAGACCUGCUGCUGGAUCAACGAGACCUACAUGGCACGCAACGCCAUCAUCUUCGUAUCCAUCCUCAUCAACUUCUUGGCAGCCAUGAUCAACAUCCUUUGGUGCGAUUUUGACAAACCCAGUACCCUGAGGAACCAGACGUUCAACGCUUCCACCUCCAUCCCUGACAUCUGUUUUUACCCAGAGUAUUUCGUCUUCACGGGAGUGCUGGCCAUGGUGACAUGUGCCGUGUUCCUGCGGCUCAACUCUGUUUUGAAGCUGGCCGUGUUGUUGGUCAUGAUCGCCAUCUACUCCCUGCUCACGGAGGCCUUCUACACCUCGCUGUUUGUUCGCUACGACACCUUCCGUCACAACACAGAAAACUUCCUGGGGACUAAAGAGACGUCGUUGCUGCUGAUGGCUAUGUUUCUUCUGGCUGUGUUCUACCAUGGACAGCAGCUGGAGUACACGGCUCGACUGGACUUCCUGUGGCGCGUCCAGGCCAAGGAGGAGAUCAACGAGAUGAAGGAGCUGAGGGAACACAACGAGAACAUGCUCCGGAACAUUCUGCCCAGUCACGUUGCCCGACACUUCCUGGAAAAGGAUCGGGAUAACGAGGAGCUGUACUCUCAGUCGUACGACGCCGUGGGCGUGAUGUUCGCAUCCAUCCCGGGGUUCGCUGACUUCUACUCUCAGACGGAGAUGAACAACCAGGGGGUGGAGUGUCUCAGGCUCCUGAACGAGAUCAUCGCAGACUUUGACGAGCUGCUUGGAGAGGAACGCUUCCAGGACAUUGAGAAGAUCAAGACCAUCGGCAGCACCUAUAUGGCAGUGUCCGGCCUGUCCCCGGAGAAACAGCAGUGUGAGGACAAAUGGGGACACCUGUGUGCCCUGGCUGACUUCGCCAUCGCCCUCAACGAGAGCAUCCAGGAGAUCAACAAGCACUCCUUCAACAACUUUGAACUACGGAUCGGCAUGGCCCACGGCUCGGUGGUUGCCGGGGUGAUCGGCGCCAAGAAGCCGCAGUACGACAUCUGGGGGAAGACGGUGAACUUGUCGAGCCGCAUGGACAGCACGGGCGUGAGCGGCAAGAUCCAGGUGCCCGAGGACACCUACCUGAUCCUGAAGGAGCGCGGCUUCGCCUUCGAGUACCGCGGCGAGAUCUACGUCAAAGGCAUCAGCGAGCAGGAGGGCAAGAUCCGCACCCACUACCUGCUGGGACGCGUGCAGCCCAACCCGCUCAUCAUGCAGCCGCGCAAGCUCACGGGCCAGUACUCGCUGGCCGCUGUGGUGCUGGGCCUGGUCCAGUCGCUCAACCGGCAGAAGCAGAAGCAGAUCCUGAACGACAACAACAACUCGGGCAUCAUGAAGGGGCACCACCCCUACAACAGGAGGACGUUGCUGGCCCCCGGGGGGUCCGAGGCGGUGGGGGGCCACCUCGCCGAAGUGGCGGACAAGACUGAAGCCCUGAAGUAGCCUCCCUCCCCCCCUCCCUCCCUCUCUUCCUCCCUGCCUCUCUCCCUCCAACAGGGCAAGGAGGGAGGGGCGUUCUGCGUUCGGUUUUCCUCCACCCUCAUCCAUCGCGACGUCCAUUGGUUGGUCAGAUCCAUCCGUCCGGCUCUCCACCGUCCUGCCUGUCGUGUGUGCCCCUCGUCCUGCCUCCCGUCCUCCGCCCCACCCCGUCCCCCGUACAUUCGCCUGGUGUCAAUGUUUCUUUUUUGUAUUUCUUUUUGUAUAAGAGAACACAAUAAAAGGGGUUUAAUUUUUUAUAGAUGGUUGCGUGUACAGUUGCUUUUGUUUUUUUAUGUCGUUAUAUGAUUCGUUUGUUAAGAAUGACUGAUUGAGGGAGAUUAAAUCAAGCAGU